Messenger RNA from Dreissena polymorpha, 6537 nucleotides. RefSeq lists its product as uncharacterized. The coding region runs from base 211 to 2457 and encodes 748 amino acids. The transcript has 8 exons. The record is from RefSeq and is a predicted model, not a curated record. Lineage: Eukaryota; Metazoa; Mollusca; Bivalvia; Myida; Dreissenidae.
ACCGUAAUAUAUCAUAUUGCCACGCCUAAAUACGCAUAGUUUGUCUGUACUUUCUCUUUUGAUUUAAUUUUACUUUCUCUUUCUAUUUUAAUCGCGAUGGGGGAACGUCAAUCCAAGGAAAAACGUAAAGAUAGUCAUCCUAAUAAGUGAAACGCUAAGGAGUCAGAAGCCUUUUUUCAAGUUGAGGAAAGUGUAAAUCAAGACACUGUUAUGUGUAGAGAUGAUGAAAGAAGGACAUGGUUCUUCCUUGUUUGGUUUCGAUGGUGCUGUGGCAAAGUUCGAAGGUUGGGCAAAUCAACAUCCUCCAAAUAUGAUAUCGAACUUGCAGAUUCUUCAUCGGGCAAUCUUAAGGUAACACCUUCCCAAGAGAACGACCGUGAUGAAAGCGACGGACAGAAAAUCAAAAACAUCUAUGAUGAAAAGUUUACUCCCCUACAGAAAGAGCAGAAAUCCAAUACAAUUCAGAUUUCUGAUAUUGAAAUCAGCACAGAAAACAUCGCCUGUGAUACCGAGCUAGAAAAUAUAAAGAUUGCACAGGAUAAAGAAUGCGAAACAUGUCAACAGCUUGAAGCUAAACUUUAUGACCGUACUAUUGUUAUUGAGCAACUUCAGAUUAAAAUCAAAGAACUCGAACGCGAUAACGUUGGCCUAACCAACAUACAAAAAAAUGAUGGAGAAAGAUACCGAGCAGCACAAACUGACUAUGAUACAAACAUUAUCAACGAGAUGGAUAUCAAAAUAAAGAAACUGAAUGGAUAUAUCAAAGCAUUAUAUGAAGAAAAACAAGACACUCUACGGAGGAUGCGUGGUGUAAAUUCAAAAUACUGCUCUGAAGGUGAUGAAUCGGCGUCGCUAGAUGAAAGCGAGUAUCCAAAUCAUCCUCAAAGUUCUGCGUCCUUUGAUAACGUCCCUAAUGAAAACGAGGGACAGAAUCUUACACAAAGCGACAAUGAAGGGCUAACUUCUCUUCAAUCAGAGCUUGUAAGAUUACAGGGAAUGUUUCAAAAUCUUGAAAUACUUCUUAAUGACCAAAAUACUAUCAUAAAACAUAACGCUGCGCUUAACAUCAGCCUUACAGAUCAAAAAGAAAAAAUGGAGAAAGAAUUUAUAACUCAAAAGCAACAGCAUACAAACAUACUGAACGAAAAGGAAAGACAAAUACAGAAACUGAAUGAAGAAAAACAGGAGGCACUGCGGAGAUUAAGUGCCAUGAUGUCGAUCAAACUUCGAGACAACAACCCCAAUAUUGCCGACCUCAGUGACCAAUUCAGACCUACUAAACUCGGUGAACAGUUCUCUGAGCUCUAUGACAACGAGUGGACAGACGCAUUCGACGUUCUUCAGAAUAAGUUUGAGGAGAGGCAUGCAAUUAGCGUUUUGUUGGACAUAGCCAUGGAUACAUAUUGGUUUUGUGAGAAAGAGCUCAGUGAAGAGUGGAAGUUGACCGAGAAAUGGUUUAUACAGACGGAUGCUCCAUCCGCUCAACAGAUCAAAAAGACUUUAAAGGAUGCACGAAAACAGACACUCGUUGGCCGUGUUUCAGAAAUUGAAGAGAAAUACAUCGACUACCUACUCACACUUUGCAGCAACGAUAGCCUAACGGUUUUGGUUAACUCUGCUCCAGUCAAGUGUUACAUUGCUAGCUGCGUUAGACUGACCCUUCUGAUGACUGCAAAUGAUCCGCCGGUCGUCAUUGAAUGUCCUGGUUGGCAACCUUUUUCGGAACGACCUUAUGAGGAGAGAGAAACUGAUGUUAGUACCAAGGAACAGGAAUCAACCAUUGGAUUAUGUGAACUCACAGCGACACUGAAUAAAGAUGACUCAGACAGCUCAAUGAAUAACAAUAGUUUUCAAGAAGAGAUAAAGCCAAACACCCCAGAUGGAAUUACUAUUGGUAAAAAUCAUAAAGGUGAGUUUGUUGCAUUAGGAGAGAGCAACAUUAAAUCGGGCGAUUUGACAAGCGAUACAAAGACCUUUGCUCAAGAGGGGAAUAUUGUUGAAAUACCGACCGAACUUCCUUCUGCUGAAAUAAAUAUCUGUGCAAAAAGCAACGACACAGUAAAUAAUUUGGCGGAUUCGAGUGAAAAUCAAGUUGAUAGUUUUGGCACAACUCCAAAUCCUAUUGAAUUCGUAAACCAACCUUCUGGAAUUAAAAAUGAUGAAAACACGACCCAAAACAAAAAGACUGCACACCAAAGAGCUAAAGAGAGCAAGACCAAUGAAAACGACGGAAAUAUUCAACUGACCAAAGAAAGACAUGACUUUGAUAAAGACAAAUUCAAGGAAUAUACAUCCCGUGGUCAAUUCGUGGACUACUUUGUUUGGCCGAUUAUGUACUUACACCGAGAUGGUCCGAUGCUCGCGAAAGGUAUUGCCCAAGGUUGUAAGAAGAAAGUGGAAGAUGUCAGCCAGGAACCAUUCGUGUGGUGGAAGAGGCUGCCAACGUCGCAAAUGUAAUCACAAUAAGCAAUUGUGUUCAAUUGUUUGUCUGUAUUUACAGGCUCUAUAUUUUCAAAUUAGCCUUAGCUAAAAUCCCAUUCGUAAAUUAUUUAGUACCUUGAUUUUGUUCCUGUGCAUGGUAAUGUAACGCAAAAACAACAUUAUUGCAUAGUAAGUAUGAUUAAUUAUAUUCUUAUUGAAAUAUAUAGACAUCUAUUUGUCUGACCCAUCAAAAUGCAAUAUCCAUUUCACUAACCUAAAGCAAUAUUAAAGUGUUCGAUGUGUAUUCAUAUUGUUGCCUGACAAAUCUAAGUUUAAUACAGAGACUUUAAAGAUCCGUAAAUGCUCAAUAUCAACGAAUACUUCGUAAAAUAAAGUUAACCCAUGAAAAAAUAGUGUUCCUUAUAGCAAUAGCCAAAAUAUCAUCGCUAAAUUUGGUAAAAUAAAUUUGAUUAAACGAGAUACAAAAUUCUCGUUUUUAUGUUGGGCAGUAUAUUACAUUUGCAUUUCCCGCGACAAUAUCCGAACAUUUACGAGCGAACGCGAGAUUGGCUUCGGGCAUCGUCGGAAGAAUAACGUAGUUCUCAUUAGUAAUCAAUAUUUUAUUAAUUAAAAAAUGGCGGAGCUCAAGCGAGGUAUGAACAUAGCAAAGGCCAAACUUAGUUACUUAUUGAAGAUCACGAAGACAUAUGGUCCGCUAGCGGUUUGCAAACACAGUUGAAUUUCGGAAUUUGAUGACGGCAGCUACAUAUUUCUGGGAUAGCUAGCAUAGAGUAUGCAAAUAAACACACACCGAAGGAAUUCGACCCUGACUCGAGAUCAUACGUAAAACGAAAUAAGUUGACAUCGGAAUACGAUUUUAAGAUGCUAACACUUGCAGACGGUAUUUGGACGUUUUUAGACCAAUGUUACUUGUUGUAGGGUGGUCCUAUUGUAAUAAACCUUGGUAUGGCACUUUGUGUUGUUGGAGUUUUUUUUAUAAACAUUAUAAAGUAUUGGGUAGUGUUUACGGAAUUUUAAACAGUAUAUACGUUACUCGUAUUAACGUUAGUUUAACAUGUUCGACGCUAUUAAUUUAUGUUUCCAAAAUAAUUCGUUUGGAUUUGUUACACAGGCAAUACCCGUUCGUAACGCAAAACCUUCACACCUCUUUAUUCUUCUGAUUAUUGCAAAGGGUAUUCAAUAGUGGUGCAUUUACAUGUCAUUCGCUAUAGCUAUGUAUUGCAUUGUUCAAACGUGAUUUUAAAUAUCCGUAUGUAUUUAGAUAUACCAAUGUCAAUUUGCAAGAAAAACAAUUACUUGAAACUAUUAAAUGAGGACUAUUGCAGAUGUAUACCCAUCGCCAUAUAGUUGUGUGUAAGAUACUGGUUUAUACUUCCCUACUUUAAUUGCUUUAAUAUAUAAACUUGAAUUCUUCAUUUAUUGUAAUCCAAGCAACAGUUAACCUAGAAUUAGUGUGUUGAAUUAGCGACGUAAACCUGUACAUAUAUUUCCCUAUAUAUAAUUGAAGUAUUAGACCUUUCCAAUUAAUGAUCAUCCCUCGUAUGUACGAUAAUUGCCCGAUAGAAGCUGUAAUAUAAUCAUUCUUGCUUAAAUAAAAGUUGUUGUUGCUUUUGUAGUUGUUGUUGUGGAAAUGUAUAUUUCGCAACGACAUAGUGCACAAGUAUGAUAUGUUAUGAACUUGAAAUGGUUGUGGAUACAGUGUAAGGUAUGAGAUUUCAAUAUAAUUGGUUGACAUGUAUCUUUUCAAUAGUAUUAUCAUUUUUUAUAAAAUCGCGUAAAGUAAUAGUAAUAAUACAAAUGAAAAUAUAUGUACAGUGCAAAUGUCAGAAAUGUUGAUUGCAAUAAAUGUAAUGAGUUAUUUCAAAAAUAUUUAUUCACAUCUUCUGAUUUUUAUAUUAUUUAUGUGAGAAGUCAUUGCUUUUCAUAAAUAUAAAUAUGAAAAAAUAACAUUAUACAGUCGUUUUCGUGCAAUCCAAUGCGAAAUAAUAACAAAUCAUUUGACUAUUUUUAAUUAUUGUCCAUAACAAUCAGCAAUGUUUGUCUCAGACAUUUGCAACAUAAUGUAAAAAUUAUUUUAGCGUAUUAUUUUGUCAUGGUCGCAUUAGAUCACCAAAAUAGCGUUUAAGCGUUAAAACUCUCAUUUAUUUUAGUUGUUUUGACGUUGUGGUGAGCGUGUCAGUUGUGGUAUUGUGGUUUCAGAACUUUUGUUUGUUUGUGGUUGUUGUUGUUUAGAUCUUUUAUAAGUUUCCGUUAUGUUGAUUUUUCUAGAAUGUUAUAUCUAUAUAAAAUGUUAAUUAACAGAUUUCUGUUGGAACUAUUACAUAAACAAACCAUCCAGAACUAAUAAUAUGUGUUUUUCGUAAACCGCAAUGUGCUUACAUUGUUUAUAUCUUAAUUAGGUAUAAAUACAAUAAAAAAUAACUAUAAAUAAAAAUGUUCAUAUUGCAUAACUAUAAUAAGGUGAAGAACUUCAUAUCGUUUUUGAUAGAGUAUAAUGAUGGUUUUUUAUGAUUCGUUUUCAUGUAUCUUAACAUUAUCUUAUCAAUUUUUCAAUUUAAUAAAAAUAAAUUUAGUAAAACUUGUGUACGUACUUAUGAUACUGAUGGCAAAUAUGUUCGUUAGAACAUUUAAAUGUAAUUAGUAAUGUUUUGUUUUAUUUUCAUACUUUAAAAUCGUAUUUCUGUUGUGCAACUUGACAUAUUUUUCUUAAGGGAGGCAACUUGAAAAGGGUUGUUCUUUAAUACAAAAUCAAAUAUAUACUAUGACACGAAUUAUAAAUCAAUGCCUAUCACAGAUAACACUAUUAAUUCUGCCUAUGUUUUUUCGGUCAUAUUUUUAUGACAAGCGCAUUGCAUCACUUAUCUAGCGUUAAAACUCCCACAUAUGCCAGCUGUAUUGACUGCCGGGUGUUGAUAGGGGGAUUAUAGGGGAUUUUUUUUUAUUGUUUUCUUGUUUUAGGCGAAAAUCACAUAUCUGGUACCUUUUUAUUUACAAGCAAUAUUUACAAGCAAUAUCCACACAUUUCAGGAAAGAUCACUUUUUCAUCUCUUUCUAGAUUUUAUAGAAAUGCUCAAUUGAGUUUAUAAUCUACAGAAUUAUCUGGUUAACAUAUAAACAAUACCAUCGCCGCAUCGCUCGUGUCCUUUUCUGAAACUUAUAAUGAAUUGUAUGUAUGAGCAGACAAAUUCAAAAUAAGGCAGGUGUAGUAAAAUUUUGGCAUUUUUACAAUUCAAUAUGAAUGUUUGUAUUCGACGCAUUAUUUGUUUAGACUAUUCUUGUUUUUAAUGGUGUGAGAUUUCGAAGCGUAAAUGUAUAUUAAUUGAUUUUAGUCGAACAAUUUCUAUUUUUAACCCGGUAGAGAUUUAAGCAUCUAACAUGUCUGCAAAAAAAAGAAAAGCAAAUUGUUUCCUCGAACUCGUAAUUUUUUUUGAGAAAAAAAAAACAACACAACAUUAUUUAGCACUUUGACUUAAAUGUUUGAUUGAAUACAUAAAUGAGUUUGUACCAAAAAUAUAGUAAAUGUCGAUAGUUUUAAUCCACUGUUUUUAACUAUCUCGUGUAAUGUCCAGAACUAUUUGGACAAUAUUUUACCAUUUGUCGUUAGUAAUGACAAAAUCAGUACAUUUGCUAUUACAAACAGAUUGAAAGUAUUCUUUGUGAUACAACAGUUGGAUAUUGUCCCAUUUUUUGACAUAUACAAACACUGCAUAGAAUGACUUUAUGGAGUAACGGGCAGUAUAGUAGAGCCUCUUAUAGAAGUUAAAAUGUAUAUCUUAUUUCAGAAAACAUAUGUUUUUGUUUUAAUUAGCCUUACAUAUCGGAAAGUGUGACGGUUUCCCCGUUAAAAUUUUUAUUUGGACUUGUGUUAAUAAAAAUAGUUGAUUCAAAAUAUUUUCCCACAAAUCGCUUUUGUAACGUUGUUAUUGUUGUUGUUGUUCAGCUUUUUGGAUUUAUUUAGGUUCUGUUGUUUAUUCUAUGUUAUAAACUUGUAUGUGAUAAUUAAGAAUUGUAUGUGAGAUGUUUAUCACAAAAUACAUUAAUCUUAACAUAUCAUCUUAAUCAGGUAAAAGAAUUAUAAACAUAAUUAUAAAAAUA